AUGGCUCCAUGGGAGAUUGUAGAACUCGAGUCCGUGUGGAUGUACUUCCACGGCAAAUGUAGCCAACCAUUCAAGGAAAUUGCAGAUGAUCUUAUGCAGUAUGGUGAUAUAAUGACCGAGCACACGCUAGAUCGCAUGGGCCCAGCAUUUAUCUUCAAGUUCCUGAAUAUGAAUGAGUUUCUGGAUCGUCGAGACUUGAUACUGGUCAACGGGUAA
Molecule: messenger RNA, 216 nt
Organism: Aspergillus tanneri
Lineage: Eukaryota; Fungi; Ascomycota; Eurotiomycetes; Eurotiales; Aspergillaceae
Exons: 2
Coding region: 1-216 (71 amino acids)
Source: RefSeq, a predicted model, not a curated record